Messenger RNA from Engraulis encrasicolus (European anchovy), 2451 nucleotides. RefSeq names its product retinol dehydrogenase 8a (gene rdh8a). Gene Ontology annotation, molecular function: estradiol 17-beta-dehydrogenase [NAD(P)+] activity; all-trans-retinol dehydrogenase (NAD+) activity. The transcript has 6 exons. The coding region runs from base 793 to 1746 and encodes 317 amino acids. The record is from RefSeq and is a predicted model, not a curated record. Lineage: Eukaryota; Metazoa; Chordata; Actinopteri; Clupeiformes; Engraulidae. Gene Ontology annotation, cellular component: cytoplasm; cytosol. Gene Ontology annotation, biological process: estrogen biosynthetic process; retinol metabolic process.
UAUUAUAGAAAAUGAUAAUUAAUAUUGAAGAAUAUACACCACAACAUAAUUCUGUGUUUCUUUUGUCCCUAACAUUGUAGGCUACAGGGUGGGCCAAUGUAUCCAUGUUGAGUUUAUGUUUGCAGGAGUGUGGAAAAAAUGGCAUCUGUUUAAUGCCUCCACGCAGUGUGUGUGCAAUAUGUCGAUUCUGUCUUGCAAUGUGCAUUAUGUGUAUUAAAGUAGGACGCUUUACACCUGAAUGUUUUAGACAUCAAUAAAAUAUAUCCACAGCACUAUUCAAAUCUAUGUUAUAAGGCAGUGCAGAGUGAAAGAGUGGAAGCAAUGUGCGAUAUCAGAAGAUGCCAUAACAGUAGUUUACUCCAGGAUCCCUUGGGCUUCUCAUUAACUGUUGCGCAAUACUUCAAGAUUAGCCUAUGCAGGCAGCAGUUAUGAAAACCUUCCUGUCUGAAAGUAGUAUCCUCGUCGUCGUUACUCACAAUCACUCCUACAUGUAAGGACACAUGCGUGCGCCCGAGGGAACGCGCCUGUGCGUAAACAUCGGCUACGCGUUUUCAUCAAUAACAAUCCAAUAACCAUUGUAACACCGUGUGGAGUAACUCUCCCUGUUGAUGCCCAGUGAAAUCGUCACAGUGUACUGGGUUUUCCUGCUGGUCGAACGUCUAUUUGACAUGUGACUACAUUGCUCACAUGGGCGCCUUUCUGCAUGAUCCGCUUUAGUUUUAAAAGUCCCAGGAUCGGACUUGCUCGGCGACAACUCUCCAGAGUAGGGACUCAGUCAUAAGGGCGCACACCAUGGCGAGCAGUGGGCAAAAAGUGGUACUGAUCACCGGUUGCUCCUCCGGAAUUGGGUUGCAGAUUGCUGUCCUGCUUGCCAAAGAUGAGAAGAAACGUUACCAUGUCAUUGCCACCAUGCGCGAUCUUAAGAAGAAGGACAAGCUGGUUGAGGCGGCGGGGGACACCUACGGGAAGACCCUCACCCUACAGCCACUGGACGUCUGCAGCGACGAGUCGGUCAAGCAGUGCAUCGACAGUGUCAAAGACCGACAUAUUGACAUCCUCAUCAACAAUGCAGGGAUCGGUCUCCUGGGCCCCCUGGAGAGCAUCAGCGUGGAGGAGAUGAAGAAGGUGUUCGAUACCAACUUCUUCGGCGUGGUGCGCAUGAUCAAGGAGGUGAUGCCCGACAUGAAGAAGCGCAAGGCCGGCCACAUCGUCGUCAUGAGCAGCGUCAUGGGCCUGCAAGGUGUGGUGUUCAAUGACGUCUACACAGCCUCUAAGUUUGCCAUGGAGGGUUUCUGCGAGAGCUUAGCAGUGCAGUUACUCAAAUUCAAUGUCAAUGUGUCCAUGAUUGAGCCAGGCCCGGUGCACACUGAGUUUGAGACGAAGAUGAUGGAGGAUGUGGCGAAGAUGGAGUAUCCCGGGGCGGACGCGGACACCGUGCGCUAUUUUAAGGACGUGUACAUGCCUUCCUCCAUGGACAUAUUCGAGGCCAUGGGCCAGACUCCAGAGGACAUUGCCAAAUGCACCAAGAAGGUGAUUGAGUCGUCCCGCCCCCGCUUCCGGAACCUGACCAACAGCCUGUACACCCCCAUCGUGGCCAUGAAGUACGCUGACGAGACGGGCGGCCUGUCGGUGCACACCUUCUACAACCUCCUCUUCAACUUCGGCCCCCUCAUGCACUUCACCAUGGCCGUCCUCAAGUGCCUGACCUGCAGCUGCCUGCGCAGGCGCACCAUCAAUCCCAACUGACAGGGGGCAGCAGUGAGCUGCUGUAGCUCAGGCUCUGGCUCAGGCUCAUCUUGACCGGCUCGCUCUGUGUCACCUUGGCUCCUGUGUCUUGCGAGCAGGGUUUUAAGGCAUUAGAGCACCCUCAGACACACACUGACUGACUGUUUUCUGCGAAAUAGUUGUGAAUUCAGGGUAGUGAAAAAAAUCCAUCCUACAGUAUGCACAGUUACCUUGCUGUGAGUCUGAAAUUCAUUGUGGUACGCAAAACGUAGGCCUACAGUACGGACGUCUGAAAUUCAUUGUGGUCUGAAAUUCAUUGUGGUGGGUACACAAUCAGAUGAAUAUCUGCGGAUGUUAGGGGUGUCCGGAAAAUGUUGAACUUCACAGUUCUCUGCAAUCAUCAGAACACACUGACAUUCACACAUUUAGACAAUAAUAAAUCAAGUCUCGGCACCCGGGACAGUACCUGGGUAACAAAUGCAUGUUAUGUGAAAAAUUGUGAUAUAAUCAGUUACACAGACAGUGUCACAUGGAAUUGCAGAGUUGCUAGGACAGAUCACAAUCUACUGCGACUGUUGUUCUCAGUUUCUUUACAUGGUGUAUGCCUGCUGUGAAAUCAAAUCCUCCCUUCUUUUUUUGUAAGUUGUUUUUAUGUUUAUUUGAUGAAUAAGUAGUUAUAUGUAAUAUUUUUGAAAAAAGGUGAUUUUGAAAUAAAAUAAAAUUCCG